This is a messenger RNA of Cantharellus anzutake, 913 nucleotides long. RefSeq lists its product as uncharacterized. The record is from RefSeq and is a predicted model, not a curated record. The coding region runs from base 1 to 510 and encodes 169 amino acids. The transcript is spliced from 3 exons. NCBI's taxonomy places the organism in Eukaryota, Fungi, Basidiomycota, Agaricomycetes, Cantharellales, Hydnaceae.
AUGCACACAAUUCUUUGCACCUCCGAGAAACCCAAGUCGCUGGCAGCCUCCAUAGUGCACGGAGACUCGUCAUCGACGGAUGACCGCGAUAAUACGGCGCUGUCUAACUCGGUCAGUCUCUCGUUGGCGUUGGAAGAAGUGCUAUGGUCUCAGCUAUCAACCUCCGCCUCCGUGGAGAGAAUUGCAGGAUUGCAAAUGAUGUGGGUUCUAAGCCUCGGACGACGUUGGGGUGGCCGGGGAGAAAUACAUGGACCCAAGGUAUUUCGACUCACCCGUUGUUGUUUCUUGAUGUGGAAAUGUAUUCCUAUGGACACUCGACGAUACGUGCGCUUGAACUCGCCGCUGAGCCAGGAUGUUUUCGGAGCGGUUAUUUGGACUGACAUUUGGCGCUUUCGUCAGCAAAUCAUCACCACUCAAUACAUCAGAGCUACAUCGAACAACGACGGCAACGCACUCAAAAAUCUCUCCAUUCAAACCCGAUAUGGAGGGGGAGGGGGAUUAGGCUAUUAAAAGUGAAUUGCAAGGUCGAGGAUGCGAUAAGAAAAUACAUAGUGUCGUAACAUAGUAGGAUUCGGAACAGAGGAAAAAGUCUUAAAGGGAAGGCGUAAUAGUAACCAACGAAAUGGUCAACAGGGUCGUGAUGAGUGCGGAAGUUAACGCAGUGCAUGCAAAAGAAAGCUACGAUAGGGAAGAGGAGCUCGCAUGUCAUAAGAAGCGAAUAAGUGAUUUUUGGAAAAUGACAUGCGAUUGCCAUGAGGUCGAAAGUGGACGAAAGGGAACAGUGAAAUGCCUCCGGUCAUGUAAAUACCCUUCGCGUUAAUCUUUCAUUCGAUUUGCAACCACCCAUGCAGCGACCCCAAUAAAGACAACGCCCGCGGCUGACACGAGCGGUAACGGCUAUAAUCGGAGCGAA